Anopheles stephensi (Asian malaria mosquito) is the source of this 7022-nucleotide messenger RNA. RefSeq names its product E3 ubiquitin-protein ligase UBR1 (gene Ubr1). The transcript has 9 exons. Lineage: Eukaryota; Metazoa; Arthropoda; Insecta; Diptera; Culicidae. Gene Ontology annotation, molecular function: zinc ion binding; ubiquitin protein ligase activity. Gene Ontology annotation, cellular component: cytoplasm; ubiquitin ligase complex. Bases 60 to 5972 code for a protein of 1970 amino acids. Gene Ontology annotation, biological process: protein ubiquitination; ubiquitin-dependent protein catabolic process via the N-end rule pathway. The record is from RefSeq and is a predicted model, not a curated record.
GGUGGGUGGGGGGGCUCUGUGUAAACGGACAAGUCCUUUGUGAGCAGAGGCCACGGAAAAUGGAUGUAGAAAUGGAUCCCAAUCGCCUUUUUCAACAAUGGGAAGAAACGUACCAUGUCGGCUUGUUGACUACGAAAGAAAUAGUAUCAUAUCUUCAGAAUAUUGCUGGAAAGUUCGUGUCACCGCCUUCGCCACGACCCGAUGAAGCCAGACAUGAUGCGGACGUGCAGCUACCAAAUCUGCAGCAUGCAGAGAAUGAGGCACACGGUAAUAAUAUCUUCUUGGCCGGUAACGCCGUGUUUGACGAACCAGGUGCUCGAGCAGCUACCGUCUCCUUAAUGGAACGCUUCAUCUGCGGCUCGGAUCCAGAAGAGUUUUUGGAAAAAAUUAAACAUACCGACACAGUGUCCUCCGUGUGUGGACGCGUUUUUAAAAUCGGCGAACCAACUUACAGCUGUCGCGAAUGUAGUAUGGAUCCAACAUGUGUGCUAUGUUCCACAUGUUUCAAAAAAUCAGUACAUCGUACACAUAAAUACAAAAUGGCUACUUCCGGUGGCGGUGGUUGCUGUGAUUGCGGUGAUGUAGAAGCUUGGAAGAGGUUUCCAUUCUGCGACGAGCACGCUUGCAUUUCCGAUAAUAAGGCACAGGAUGAUCAACAGCAGGUGCCCUUGUCGGAUGACAAAAAGACGCGCUGUGGAAUUGUUUUUCGUGCUAUACUGGACUACUGUAUGCAAACGCUACAGAUGCAUGGCUCGGGAGAUAUUUCCGAGUGGGAGAAUUACGAAAAUUCAUACUGCACGAUUUUGUACAAUGACGAAACGCACACUUUUGAGCAGGUUAUCCAAACGUUAACGUCAAUAGUGAAAUGCGAGCAUAAGACUGCGAUCGAAUUCGUGACCAGUAUUGACCGUGAAGGACGCGCCGUUGUUAAAUGUGCCUCGUUUGAGGUGUGCAAAAAGCUUAAGGAAGAUAUCGAAAAUAAAGCGAUGCGUUCGACCAUGGCCAGUCGAACAUUACCGUUAAAAGUUACGGUCAUGCAUCGCAAUGAGGUUGCCUGCCAGCACUUAGCAAUGCAAAUGCUUGGAUGGUUUCAGGAGUUCCUGACAAAACACUCUUCCUUCCGGAAAAUUUUUACCGAUACGAUCACGACACCACAAGGGACGUAUAAUUUGAAGUUCAUCCUCAGUAAUGAUCACAACUUGUGGAAGUCAGCACGAACAUCCUGGCAUCGGCUGCUAAUUUCUGGGAUGCUGAUGGACUAUGACAACAAAAAACUGCUAGCGAUAACAUUUACCAAACUAUAUGCUUCACUAAUGCAAGAUUUCAUCAGAGAUGAUCACUACCAUUCAUUCUCGAUUGUCUCGCUGAGUGUGCAGUUGUUCACAGUGCCAACGAUUGCACACUAUCUAAUCGAAAAAGAGUCAGCGUUCUUUAAACUGCUGCAUACAUAUUUCUCGGAGGCCAUCGAUAAGUAUGUCAAAAAUCGGCAGUUGGUGUUUAUAAAAAAUACGUCAACGAUGAACGCAUUCAAGCGAGCUUCCUACAUACUGAUCGAUCUGAAGUAUCUGCUCAGCUUUAAACCCGACAAAUGGACAAAUGAACUGCGUACCGGAUUCGUACAUGGAUUGCAGCAGCUGAUACGCCUGCUUAAGUAUAUGCAAGGAAUGGAUGCGGCGACCCGUCAGGUAGGCCAACACCUUGAGUACGAGCAGGAAUGGGAAACGGCUUUCACACUUCAUCUGAAGCUGUCGCAUUUGAUUACGCUGGUACUGGAAUGGUGUGCUACGGAUCGCAUCGUACUUGGCAAAGUUUUUCGCAUGGUAAUGUCAUCUCUGAGCGAUACUAAAUUCAUCGCUCAAGAAUCCGAAACGGUAGUGCGAACCGUAGGUGAACAUAGUGCCUCGUGCUUGACGUACGAUGUGCUAUCCAGACCAGUUUCUGUACACCUGCCGUUGACACGGUUCCUAGCUGGGCUUUACACCGUUUUCGAGCGACACGAUUUUACAUUCGAUUCCUUUGCACCAAGCACCGCCGACUAUCCUACACCGGAGCAAAUUAUCGAGCCAGUGCUUUGCGCUCGUACCAUGAUGUCCCAGGUGCACGCAGGCAUGUGGCGCCGUAACGGGUACGCAUUGAUCAAUCAGCUGUUUUUCUAUCGCAACGUCAAGUGCCGGUAUGAGAUGCUUGAUCGCGAUAUUGUCAUCCUGCAGAUAGGUGCCUCGCUGAUCGAGGCAAACAAGUUCAUCAUACACGUGCUGAACAAAUACAAGUUGAUCGAAUGGCUGGAUAAGGAUGUGCAGGAAAGACCACGCAGUGCAGAGGCAAGCGGCGGUGACGAUGAUUAUAUCCGUCAAGUAGGUGUACUAGUCGAAGAGUUCCUUGAAUUGCUAAUCGUGAUUAUCGGCGAACGUUAUGUACCCGGCGUUGGUGACGUGACCGAGAGUGAUCGAAUUAAGAAGGAAAUUGUACAGCAGUUGUGCAUCAAGCCACACUCACACUCCGAGCUGAGCCGAGCAUUGAACGAAGAUAACUGUAGUGAAAUAAUGUUCGAGUCCGUAAUCAACGACGUCGCUGUGUUCGAGAAGCCGAAUGACGCUGAAAAAAGGGGCAUGUACAUACUGAAGCAAGAGUACUACAGCUGGUACAAUUUGUACUUCUACCACUACAGCAAGGAGGACAAGUCAAAAUCAGAGGAACGACAACGAAAUCAAAAGAAGGAAAAGAAUGAACUGGUUUGUUGUCCUCCACCUGCACUACCAAAGCUGACCCAACUAUUCAACAAUAUUCCUAAUCUCCUGCAAUGUGACGUAAUGGUAAAGAUUAUACAAAUUAUUCUGGGACGUGCGCUUGAUUUACAAUCAUUGACCUUUACCGAAGGACAACUGCAAAGAGUGUUACAUUUGAUAGGAUAUGCCAUUCAAGAGGAAGAGUCAGGACACUAUCCAUUCAUGAAAUUUUACGAAAGAAGUCAAACCAUCAAUCUUGUGACGCUGUUAGAAGAUCUCUCCAAAAGUCCAAGGGUUGAAUCUCUGCGGGACCUAUUACGUUGGACUAUUCAGCGCUAUAAAGCGAUGGAGGCAAAACACAUGAGCUUGAUUCAGAGUGAGAUUGACCGAGCUGAGUCAAGUAGCAGUGGGCUUUCGUCUGUAGAUGCGGAUCGUUUGGAAAAAGAAGAACGCGCUAAGCUGGCCGCAAAAAGGCGCGCACAGGUAAUGGCACAGAUGCAAAAAGCGCAACAAAUGUUCAUGACCACGCACCCGGAUAUGUUUGAGAACGAAAACGAUGAAAUGAUCGAGCCGAAGGAAGGUGAACCUGUUGCCGAAACCGAUAUGGACUGGCAGACGUCAAGCGAACAUUUGGUUGCCCUCGGACCGAAGCGAACCCCAUUACGGCCUGCUGAUACGGCCGCGUUGCGAUAUUCGUGUAUUCUCUGCUCGGAAAAGACCGUGCUGGGCACAUACGAAUCCGUCAGCAUGGUGUAUGCCGCAUUCGUGCAACGUUCAAGUGUUCUGUCGCGCUACACGCAGACGGACGAGCAGGGUAUACUUCGGCUGAUCGAAACGGCAACUCAUCCAUCUCCACAUCUUACAACCUGUGGACACGUAAUGCAUUCGACAUGUUUCGAUAAAUAUUUUAACAACGAAGUAAUCAAGGAAAAUCGACGCCCUUAUCGUAACCGUGCCCCGAUACUGUUUGACAUCGAGAAGAAUGAGUUUUUAUGUCCGUUGUGUCGUUUUUUGAGCAAUUGUUUGUUGCCACUUAUACCACCGCAUGAAACAAUCACCAGCAGUGCAAAGGCGCGUGUGGAUGCGGCGGUUAAGGCGGCCGGAUUCAAUGAGAUUCCCGAAUCACCGGUAACCCAUCCUAAUGAUUUUAAUUUUCCACUGUGGUACUCGUUCACGUCGGAUUUCAUGCGCCUCGCGUUAGACCGUGUCGAACAGGCGGAAUACAAUUACGCCGCUCUCCGGAAUGUAGUUCGCCGUGAACGACGCGCUUAUUAUCGCGCCAUGAGCUACGGAGAACAAGAAAAUGAACCAAUGAGUCUUGAGCAGGAGACGCCUGCAAAUAAUGUCGUGGUGCUACCGGUACAAGACGAAGAAUUGGAUGCUUCAGCGGACCAGGCCGACGAGCAACAACAGGGAGAACAGCAACAGGACCAACAGCAACAGGACCAACAACAGCAGGCCGAACAACAAGUCGAACUACAGCAGCAGGGCGAAGAACAAACUGAUGAUGACUCUAUAGAUGGAUAUGAAACUGACGAUCAAUCGUCAACGGAAGAUGACGUGAACUAUAGCGACGAUGACAUGGAUUGGAUUAGGGUUCCACCUUCGCACUUGACCACGUCGGUGCUAAAGGAAGCAGAACCGAAACAUGGUGUGCGUUUGCGAUACUACGGAACAUUACGUGAUCCACCAUUGGUAGGUCGGCUUUUCGAUCGCACUAUUAAAUACGCACUGCUCACCUUUGCCAAGAACGUGCGAAGCUUCACAUCGGUACCGUACAAGGCAAAACGAUUCGCUGAAUAUCUGGCACCGUGGGUGACCCUUUCGUAUACGAUCAAAUCGAUCGAGAUGCAAUUACGCGUACUAAACCUUCCUUUGGGUACUGAACUGUCGAUUCGCUACUCCACUUGUCUCAGAGGAUUGGUACGAGCUGCCUGUGCGAUGGGUCCUCUAGUACCGACGGUGCUGGUGCAGCACCGUAUGCUACUGUUCAUGGCCGACAUAUACGAAACUCUAUACGGACACACGCCAUCACAGUCCUUCUUCGAUUGGGAUCUGUUUGGAUUACUCAAUACGUGUCUGUUCACGACGCGCUCCGUGCUCUACAGUUUUGUGCGCCCGCAACGCAUCCCGAAGGGCGACGCACUGGAUCAUUCGAUUGUGCUGGCCGUUUUUAUGGUUAACAUGCUGCGCACCAUUAUAACAUCAGUGACCGGUAUCAAUCCGCCGAUGGCAUCGUCGGAUGCCGAACAUCAUCCGGAUCAGCAACAGAAUGAAGAUACUAUAACGCCUCUCACGGAUGCCGAGCGUAAUUUACUGCUGUUGUUCCAACAGUACAACAUUCACCAGCCACAUCCGGACGAGAAGGCUUCAAAUGCUACUACCGACCGGAAUGCAGGCGAUGGCGGUAGCAUCACCAUUACCGUCGGUGGUUCUGUCGCAGAACAAAAACGGCUUUGCAAGCUCUUGGUGAACGAUAUCAAGACACAAAGCCAUACGCUGCUACGAUGCUGCAGUCUUCUAUUCUACGGGAUUACCGAUAUUACGCUGCCCCAGUGCACCGACGUGCCGGAACAUGAUUACCACCCGAUGAUGACGUACCUGGAUUUGCAGGAAGAUCCGCUUGUCUAUUUGAAUGCUGGCCAAAAGACGUUUGAGUUGAUUGAACGUUUGGCGUUCUGCAAUUCCGAUCAGAUCAACCGAAUGCGCUAUGCGCGACAGGCCCAUCUUCUCGGUGAACCAAGAGCCCUGUUCCAGGCAGCACCACCCGUCCGCCGGCUAAUCGAUCUGCCGGAAGAUUAUAGCGAUUUAAUCAACAGCGUUUCUCUGUUCACCUGCCCGAACAAUAUCCGAGAUGACUCGCGAAACCCGACUAUGUGUCUCGUGUGUGGUGUCAUUCUGUGCUCGCAGUCAUUCUGCUGCCAGAAGGAGCUCGACAACAGUUCAGUCGGUUCGUGCACGUACCACACGGCCGAGUGUGGAGCUGGCAUCGGAAUCUUCUUGCGCAUACGGGAUGCCGAAAUAUUGUUGCUGGGCAUCAACAAGGGUUGCUUCAUUCCCGCCCCAUACGUCGAUGAGUACGGUGAAACGGAUCAGGGAUUACGCCGUGGUAAUCCCCUCCGCUUAAGCAUGGAGCGCUACCAGAAGCUGUAUCACAAGUGGCUUUCGCACGGCCUGCACGAAGAGAUUACGCGGCGCAACGAACAGCAGCAAACAAUAUUUGCUACACAGUGGCAGAACCUUUAAAAAGAAGUACCGGGAAAGUAUAGUACAGAGGAAAAAGCGAGCGAUAGAUGGUAGUGAGCUUUUGUUUUACGUUAAACGAAGAAGGGCAGGAGUUUGACGGUGUUAUUUAAAAACGCACACCAUUUAGCGGGAUAUGUGUUGAGUUCAACCAAAUGAACCGGCGAAGAAAUGAGCAGAUUGUAGCCGAUGUUUGUGUGCAUGUUUUUUGUACUAUUGAAUGUAUAUAUUUUAUUAGUAGCGAACGUAACUACGAACCAGGCUACUUAUAAAAAAAAUGUAUUUAAUAAAGCAAAAAAACACAAAAAUGAGAAAAAGAAAAAAAAAGGAGGACCUUAGUUCACGGUGUCAAAGGGCACGAAUAACUAAUAGGUUAUUCGUAUAUAUAAACAUAUAUUCGAUACAGGAUCGAUAGUAUAGUAAGGAUGAACUCACAAAUCGGAGGUUUUGGAAAGAGGACAAGUUAAAAGCAGGAUUCAAAAUUCUCUUUGAAUUUGUUAUGUAGUCAGCGAGAACAAACGGUCUUACAAGAGAGCAGGAAACAUCUGAAUACCGUGCGCAAGAUAAGUUAAAGAACGGACAAGAAAAGAUGUUAGAAGAAAGAAGAAGAGAGCUAGGACGAGUAAAGUUGUUUUGUGGAAAGAGGGAGAGGAGGGGGGGGAAUGGGUUGAUGGAAAAGAAGGACAAGACUGAAGCAAAAAAACUAGACCCAUACAAGAGAUGGAUCAAAGCAUUUGUCUAGAUUUUUCUUUUUCCAUAAUCCAUAUCGUUGCUUAUUUUGUUUUACGUUGUGUCCUCGCUUUGGUUUUCCUUCUUUGGAAAUUUGUUUUGUUUCCGUUGCUAAACUGUUUGGCUUAUGUUUGAUGUUACACUCAAGAAAAACAAAUAAAAAAUGUUAAAUGUAUAAUUGAAAAAAAAAUGAAUGAAUGCAUAUUAGCAUUAAAGAGUGACAAUAUCACGCUUUUAUGUAACAUAGAGAGAGACAGAGAGCACGAGAAAGGGAGUAGGAGGAGAGUCUCCCAAUGGAAAUAAAUAGUAUCGAACAAAACGUGA